This is a messenger RNA of Trematomus bernacchii (emerald rockcod), 3534 nucleotides long. It is a transcript of the gene dbf4, whose product is annotated as DBF4 zinc finger. The record is from RefSeq and is a predicted model, not a curated record. Gene Ontology annotation, cellular component: Dbf4-dependent protein kinase complex; nucleus. Gene Ontology annotation, biological process: positive regulation of nuclear cell cycle DNA replication; regulation of cell cycle phase transition. Gene Ontology annotation, molecular function: protein serine/threonine kinase activator activity; nucleic acid binding; zinc ion binding. Lineage: Eukaryota; Metazoa; Chordata; Actinopteri; Perciformes; Nototheniidae.
UGUUUUGUAAAUCGGUGAUCUCAAAAGUUGACUGCAGCUGUAUAAACAGUUGUUAAAGCUCCUGACAUGGAUCCCCUGCCUUAAACAAACAACGCUAACACAGGCGUUGUGUGUGAAAUAAUGUAACGUAAAUUGAGCAGCUAACCGACGGAGCUGUCUUUCUGCCGGGGAAAGGUUAUCGUUACACGGGACAAACAUGGAUUUUCUGGGGAUUGUUUACUAAAGACAGGAGGGCAACAACAACAACUUUUUUUCUCAAUGAGAGAGAACAACAUGAAGCCGAAACACACCCACAGGCAUCCAGAACCCAACUGGCAAGGGAAAGGAGCCGGUAAAGCCUGUGAAAAGUCUACGCUGAGCCAAGCGAAGCCAACAUGUGUGACCUCUCCUGCUCGAGUCAAACCUUUUGCUGGGAAAGUGUUUUACCUGGACCUGCCUUCAAACAGAAAAGCAGAGAAAUUGGAGGGUGACAUCAAAGACCUGGGAGGGACUGUUGAGAAGUUCUUCAGCAAAGAAAUUAGGUAUCUGGUGUCCAACAAGAGGGAGGCUAGAUAUGUGCACUGCCUCAGGAAGGACUCUCCGGUCCCCAGCCCGGGGUCCGGCCCCAGCUCCCCUCAGCCGGCACCACAGCAACAGCAGCCUGGGGACAACAUGAAGAGCAAGUCUCAUGGCCAAACGGAUUCUUUUAUUCCGAGUCGAGGGAAGUCUUUGGUGGAGAGAGUGGUGAAAGAGCAGGAGAGGGUGAAAAUGAACAAGAUCCUGUCAAAUGCUCUGGAGUGGGGUGUGAAAAUUGUCUAUAUAGAUGGUAUGUUUUGCAUAUAUCAGAAGAAGCAAAAGAAUUGCAGCAGGCAGUGUCCGGCUCCCACUGCUGCCAAAACAAGUGUCAAAGCUGGCUCAGCAGCAAAGCAAGGCUUUCAGAAAUGCAAAGCGGGGCGGAUCAGUAAACCCUUCGUCAAGGUCGAGGAUUCAAGCAGGCAUUACCGUCAAUCAGCCUCACUAUGCCGAACAUGCCGGUGGUUCAACCUGAAGACUCUUCCUCCCUGUAGUCCCUUCUUUGUCCACGACAAGGUGAAUCCUGGGAUUAAACAGCCGGGACAACAGAGUUGUGAAGCCUCGGCCAGCGAGGAGCGAGCAAACGUCCGAAAGAAGAACAGAGACAAGAAGCGAGGCGGCUACUGCGAGUGCUGCCUGAUCAAAUAUGAGAACGGUCUCAAUGGUAAAUGUGAACGUCACAAGGAUUUCUCCAAGAGUGAUGAGUUGGUGGUGGACCAACUGGUGUCAACCCUGCACUGUAACUUCCUCCACGUACCGAAGUGCAGUGUUUCCUCUGUUCUCUUUGUUCCCGAACCCUGUGGGAAAACUGCUCUGAGACACAAGACGGAUCUGGAUCCCACAGAGAUUAUUAAAGAAGAGCAGCAUCAGACUGCUGAUGGCCACAAGGGAUCUUACUCGGGACACACUUUAAAAAUCAGUUCAGUUACUGAUUCUGCUCCUCUGAAUCACAUAGAGGGGGGAGAGAGGAGGAACAAUCACUCAAACUCAGACCGAUCAAAGAACAAAUCUCUUGCGCGUAAACGGCCGUGCCGACAGAACUCUUUGACUUCUCGCUCCCAAAAAGCAGAGCAACUCGAAAUGAUCAGCACAAUAUGGAAACAGUCGCCCUCUGGAGGUGAAUUUCUUCCCUCUAUUCGCUCCAGAGAAACUCAGGACAACAAGGAGCACCAAACAAUAUCUCACGCUAUGAACAGCUCUCCCUCUCACCUCCAUGAUGUCAAUGUGAACACUCAUCAGCUAGAGGAGUCUGAUGAGAAACAAGAUUCCUCGGUGUGUGAGGCUUGCUCAGGAAGGGAAACGUUCUGCCCGACCAAAAUGACUGGAAACACCCUCUCAGAAAGGGAAGAAGUGAGCCUUCCUUCAGCAAGCCUCUCUCCUGUCCGGAAAAUACAGAGGAGGGUGAGAGUUAUAAACGCAAAAGACGGAAAAAUGAGCACACAUGAUGAAAGUGUGAAGCCGAAUGACAUCCCCAACAACCCUGCUGAGACUUUUCAGUCGAGUGAUGACAUGGAAGUAGAAUUUCUGGGGUUUGAGGAACUAGUAAGGGAGAAAGGAAUCGAAGGGAUGAACUGGACUAUUACUGCCUUUUAAAAUACUUGAAGGAUACCAUAUUCUGUGCUGUGAACUAUAUAAGACACAUAAUCUCUCCACAGGAAUCUCAGUAGGCAGAUUGAUCUAAUUUUGGUUUAUAUCAGAUGUAAGGCAAGCUGCGGAUGUGCUGUGUUUUUUUUCACAGCAUUGGAGUUGUUUUUCUAAAACUUAAAUGUGGUAGCAGCAUUCAAGGGACAUAUGAUUCACUUAAAAAUGACACGUUGCACCUUUUCUUGUGCUGUUUUUUAAACCAGAUUUGGAAUUUUAAAUUCUAAACUGAACACAAUGAACAGUCCUAAGUAGACUCGAAGUUAAAGUAAUCAAAACUGAAAUAUGAUAUGUUAAAUUAACAAAAUAAUAUUUUAUAUCCAGUCGCAACCCUUUUCAAACAAUCCUCAUCAAACAUCUUGUCAAAUGUAUACAAUAUUUUGUUAGAAAAAAUAAUAAUAGCUAAUUGCUUUAACCUGAAUUCAAACUCUUAAUCUACUUUGUGAAGAAAAGUAGGGUGGUUUGUAAUAAUAUGCAAAUCCAUUGUACUUUGAAAUAUCCACUAAUUGUCCACAUGGUCUAAUUUGGUUAAAUCAUAAAACAUUAUCAUUUGUUCACGUUCUUGACAGUAUGUCUAAAUAUUUAAUUUUAGAAAUGCAUGGCAAUUUGGGCCUAAACCUGAGUCCACAGUCAUUAUACAUACUAGUUUCAGGUAGAUACAUUCUUCUAGAUGCUAUUCAUGAAAUGAAAUGCCACCUGAAGAUGUCACUGCUCUGAAGAAGAGGAAAAAGGCCCCUAACACUUUAAAGUCCCAUGGAAACAUUACAGAGGCCUUACGUUGGAAAGGAAAAGUGAUUUGUGUAAAAAAUAGUGUAUAUAAUAAACUAUUAGUGAAUAGUUUAUUUCCAUAGUUUACAGUCCCUACUUGCAGUUGUUUCCCAUAAAUACUUUUCAUAAAAAUGUAGCAUUUUGUGAAAGAGGCAGCUUAAAUUAAAAAUAAUUUCCCCAAUAACCUGAACAAAGGUAGUCUUGAAUCUUCUCAGAUAUGCCGAACUGAUUGUAUAUGUAUUUGAAAUGCAUAUAAUGGUUGCAUAUGUAUUUUAAUGUGAAUGCCUCGUAGGUUGGAUGUGUGGUACUGACAUUAUAUAUGACAUUUUAGGAUUAUUCCUAAGUGCACUUUUCAUGACCUGCCUUGUGCUUUUCUGAUGCAUUAGCUGGACCAGCCUCUCUCUGCCCUGCAGUUAGUGCAUUAGCAUAGAGCCCUGUUCUCCCUUAUGGCUCUCUAAGAAGCACUGGGUCAGAUGGUAGUCUCUGCCACUGACAUUAAAAAGACCUGAGCAGCAAUGUUCGGAGGUGUACAGUAAGUACAGCUGCAAAUAAAAGCACUAAAGCAACACUGAA